Budorcas taxicolor (takin) is the source of this 691-nucleotide messenger RNA. It is a transcript of the gene PTS, whose product is annotated as 6-pyruvoyltetrahydropterin synthase. Gene Ontology annotation, biological process: tetrahydrobiopterin biosynthetic process. NCBI's taxonomy places the organism in Eukaryota, Metazoa, Chordata, Mammalia, Artiodactyla, Bovidae. Gene Ontology annotation, cellular component: mitochondrion. Bases 44 to 481 code for a protein of 145 amino acids. Gene Ontology annotation, molecular function: 6-pyruvoyltetrahydropterin synthase activity. The record is from RefSeq and is a predicted model, not a curated record. The transcript is spliced from 6 exons.
CCGAGGGUGGGGGCCGCCCGGCGGGCCGUGGGCUUGCAGAGCCAUGAACGGGGCAGGGUCGGGCCCUCGCCGGCGGGCGCGAGUGUCCCGCCUGGUCUCCUUCAGCGCGACCCACCGCCUCCACAGCAAAUCUCUUAGUAAUGAAGAAAACUUGAAAUUAUUUGGGAAGUGCAACAACCCAAAUGGCCAUGGGCACAAUUACAAAGUUGUGGUGACAGUACAUGGAGAGGUUGAUCCUGUUACAGGAAUGGUCAUGAAUUUGACUGACCUCAAAGAGUAUAUGGAGGAAGCGAUUAUGAAGCCCCUUGAUCAUAAGAAUCUGGAUCUAGAUGUGCCAUAUUUUGCAGACAUUGUAAGCACAACAGAAAAUGUAGCUGUAUAUAUCUGGGAAAACCUCCAGAAAUUUCUUCCUGUGGGAGUUCUUUAUAAAGUAAAAGUAUAUGAAACCGACAAUAAUAUUGUAGUCUAUAAAGGAGAAUAACUCUUAGAGAUUAAUUUCCAUCCAUAUUUGAAGAAGAUCUUUAUCCCCUUGAACAAUUAAGAAGUCAUCACCUAACUGUUGCACUUCCACAUUGUGUUCUGGAAUCAUUGUGAGUGAGUCCUGUUCUAGACUCAAAUCUAAUUUAAAACCAAGUUUGUAAUGUAUUCUGAGUAUCAUUUAAAGAGUCUUUCAUCUGUAGAUUAAAAUCAC